AUGGACGAGUUCACAUCCUUCGCACAGUACCUGCGAUCAUCCAAACGGGUUUUGGCCCUCAUAGGUGCUGGUUUGUCGGUUGCUUCGGGCCUUUCGACGUUUCGCGGCCAUGGUAGAACAUGGAGAGGCACAGAGCCUCAGGACCUUUCGAAUAUCGAGGCUCUGUCCCAGGACCCAGUGAGGGUAUGGUGGUUCUUCAGCGAUCGGAUGAAGCGUGCGCAAGAGGCAAAGCCAAACCGGGGGCACAUCGCGCUUGCGAAACUUGCAAAGGAGAAGAGUGAAUUCUUCGCAAUAAAUCAAAACAUCGAUGGUCUAUGUCAACGAGCGGGCAUACCCGACGAGCAGAUCGCACAAGUGCACGGCACCCUGUUCGAGAUGAAAUGCAGCAAGCACGCCUCAGCCUCUACCGACCGUUGUGACUACAAUACGCCCGUCUCCUAUCCUGCCACUGAGGCGCUCACAAUCACAUCUGAUAUCAGCGACGCAUCCGUCCCUCUGCCUCCUCUCGAUCAUACCCAGCUACCUCAUUGUCCACGGUGCGACAGCCUCAUGCGACCGAGCGUCGUGCUCUUCGGCGAAAGCCUAUCGAGCGACCUCACCGAGGCUAUACACUCCUUCAUCGCUUCUGCACCUCUCGACCUGUUGCUCGUAAUCGGUACGAGUGGCGUCGUACUUCCGGCUGCGAUGUACAUACCCAAGGCUCAGAACGCUGGUGCGAGGGUCGCAUAUUUCAAUAUCGAAGAGUAUUAUGACGAGCCAGGAUGCGUUUGGCCGGGCGACUGGAUGUUCAAAGGUGAUGCUGGGGUCAUGGUCCCUGAGCUCCUGAAAGGGAUCGUGGGAAACGUCGGAAGCGUAUGA
Molecule: messenger RNA, 858 nt
Organism: Alternaria rosae
Lineage: Eukaryota; Fungi; Ascomycota; Dothideomycetes; Pleosporales; Pleosporaceae
Product: putative SIR2 family histone deacetylase
Exons: 2
Coding region: 1-858 (285 amino acids)
Molecular function (GO): NAD+ binding
Source: RefSeq, a predicted model, not a curated record